GACUGGCCCACUGGCGGCCCAUCCUCUCCCACAUGCGUCAGGCGGUGUGGACCGCCAUGUCGGACCCCGAGUCCUCGCGCACCGCAUUCGCCAUAUCGCUGCUGAUCAUGUGCUCCAUCCUGCUCUCCACGCUGGCCUUCUGUCUGGACACCGUGCCCGCCUACAGCCGCGAGCGCCACCCCGCAGCCUCGCGCGUGUUCAGAGUGGUGGAGGCGGUCACGGUGCAGGUGUUUGCAGCGGACUAUCUGGUCAGGCUGCUGACCUGCCCCCGCCGUCUUCCCUUCCUGGUGUCGCCCCUCAACGUGGUGGACCUGGUGUCGGUGGCGCCCUGGUACAUCCAGACGGGGCUGCAGGACAGCGGCAUGGAGGGCACGACUGUGUUCCGGGUGCUGCGACUGCUGCGGGUCUUCCGGGUGCUCAAGCUGGGGGCCAGGUACCGCAAGCUGAUGGUGGUGUGGGCGGCGCUGUCGCAGUCGCUGGACGUGCUGGUGCUGAUGGCGUUCCUGGUGGCCAUCAUCGUGGUGGGGGCAGCCAGUCUGGCGUACUGGGCGGAGAGGGGCACGUACGACGAGUCAGCGCAGGCCUGGGUGCGCUACGUGGGCCCCGAGGGAGAGGCGGUGGUCAGCCCCUUCGAGAGCAUCCCCGCGGGCUUUUGGUGGGCCAUGGUGUCCCUCAUGACGGUGGGCUACGGGGAUGUGGUGCCGCUGACGCUGGGGGGGCGGCUGGUGGGCAUGGCCACCAUGCUGUGCGGUCUGCUCGCUAUCGCGCUGCCAGUGGCUGUCAUGGGAACCAACUUCAGUGCCGAAUGGGCCGCAUACAGCCGCAAAAACAGGGCCAAGCGCCGACAGCAGCAGCAGCGCCGACAGGCCGCCGCCACCUCCUCCGCCGCCUCGCUGCUGCUGCUGGGGCUGAGCGGCACCGGCAGUGGCGGCAGCAACAGCGGCGGCGGCGGCGGCUCCAGCGCUGCGUCAACCAGCGGGGGUGCGGCAGCUGGCUACUCCUUUGCAAAGGCCCUCGCCGCUGCUGCUGCCGCCCGGAGAGCGGGCCUGCUGAACCGUACCUCCAACAUCUCCUCCAACGUAUCUGGAGGUAGCGGGGGCUACGGUGGCGGCAGUGACGACCGCAGCGUUCGAAGCGGCUUCGGGCUGGGCAGCGGCUUCAGCGGCGGGCUGGUGGGGGGCAACACCCACACGGCUCGUUUCGCUGCGCUGUUGGCGGUGGGCGGUGGCGUGCUGCCGCCCUCCUCCGCCGCCGGAGCUGUGGCUGCCGCUGCGGCUGCGGGCACCUCCCCCCGGGUGGAGGAGCUGGGGGAGGUGCUGGCGGCGCACUGCUUGACGGUAGCGGAUGUGCAGGAGAUGAUGCAGGAGUCUCUGACCAAGCUCACCACCCUGCGUUCCGAGUGGCGAGAGGCCUCCGAGCUGCGACACGCGGAGUUGGCUGCCGUACUAGCCAGGUACGCGGCAGCGGCUGCCGUACAGCAACAACGGGAACAGGAGGAGCGGGAACAGGAGCGACGAGAGCAGCAGCAGCAGGGGCGGCAUGGAGGGGGGCACGGGCACGGGCACCACGGGGAGGAGGGCAGGGGGCGAUCCUGGCUGGGAAGACUGGUGACGAGGGGGCGACGAGAGGGCAGCAGCAGCAGCAGUAGCAGCAGUAGUACUGAUAGUGAAGAGGGCAAGGGAGGCAGGAAGGAUGGAAGCCGCCGCCGCCGCCGCAGCAGUAGCAGUAGCAGUAGCGGAGACAGCAACAAUGGGGGCCAGCAUCAGCAUCAGUCUUGGCUGGAACGACUGGUAUCCCGACGACAAGGGAGCUCUAGCAGUAGCAGCAGCAGCAGCAGUGGGAGAAGCAGUGGUGGUGAGGCGAACCGACGACAGCAGCCGCAGCGGGGGCAGGGGCAGCAAGAGGAGCCUCAAUUCUGGCUGGGGCAAUUCGUCUCCAAGCGGCAACGGGAGGCACCGGCGGCGGCAGCGGCGCAGCCACCCCAGCAGCAGGAGC
Molecule: messenger RNA, 1995 nt
Organism: Astrephomene gubernaculifera
Lineage: Eukaryota; Viridiplantae; Chlorophyta; Chlorophyceae; Chlamydomonadales; Astrephomenaceae
Source: the annotation of a GenBank genome assembly